This is a messenger RNA of Populus trichocarpa (black cottonwood), 1400 nucleotides long. Its product is annotated as GDSL esterase/lipase At2g30220. Gene Ontology annotation, molecular function: hydrolase activity, acting on ester bonds. The coding region runs from base 222 to 1283 and encodes 353 amino acids. The record is from RefSeq and is a predicted model, not a curated record. NCBI's taxonomy places the organism in Eukaryota, Viridiplantae, Streptophyta, Magnoliopsida, Malpighiales, Salicaceae. The transcript has 3 exons.
ACACAUGAGAAAUCGAUGUACAAGUCAAAUUCAUUGACCGAAGAAGGAUGCAGGCUUUAUCUCUUCUUUAAUUCUCUUUAAUAUUACAUGGCAAGGUAGCUGGGGAGAUUUUAAUUUCAGCCAUUUUCUUCAUAUGUAAAAAGGGCAUGAAACUGCUAAAGACAACAGUUCUCUUAUUCUCUAUAAAUACAAAGUAAUCUCACCAUGUUAAUCAAUCAACAAUGGCACCUGCCCUCCUCUUCCUCACAUUAGCGACCAUAUGCAACCUCAGCGGGGCUGCAACCUUGCCCAAAUUCUCCAGCAUUCUUAUCUUCGGCGAUUCGACGGUUGAUACUGGUAACAACAACUACGUGAAGACAGUGUUCAGAAGUGACCAUCCACCGUAUGGCCGAGAUUUUCCAGGCCACGUUCCUACAGGAAGGUUUUCUAACGGAAAACUCAUUCCUGACUUUACAGCCAGCAUCCUCGGGAUGGAAGAAACUGUUCCGCCUGUCCUCAGUCCAAGCCUAACCGAUGACGAUAUUCGCACCGGCGUGUGUUUUGCUUCGGCAGGAUCAGGAUACGACGUCAUGACGACGGUGGCAUCCGGAGCCAUCCCAAUGUACGAGCAACUUGAGUUAUUCCAGAACUAUAUUACAAGACUCAGGGGAAUUGUUGGAGAAGAGGAGGCCAAGAAGAUACUUGGCAGAGCUUUCAUCAUUGUUAGUUCAGGCACUAAUGACUUGAUUUACAACUAUUAUGAUAUACCCACAAGACGGUAUCAGUUCAACAGUAUCAGUGGUUAUCAUGAUUAUCUGCUGAGUUCUUUACAAAAUUUUGUGCAGGAACUGUACAAUCUUGGUGGCCGUUUAAUGGCGAUUGCUGGCCUUCCUCCAAUUGGGUGUUUGCCUAUUCAGAUAGUCACAAGAUAUGGGAGUUCAGGGAAUCUAGCAUGUCUAGAAGAUCAAAAUUCAGACUGUCAAGCCUAUAAUAAAAAACUUAAAAGGUUACUACCUCCAUUGCAGUCAUCACUUCCAGGAAGCAGAAUUCUCUAUGCAGACAUUUACGACCCAUUAUCUGACAUGGUUUCCCAGCCACAAAAAUACGGUUUUGUCGAGACACAUAAAGGGUGCUGCGGAACAGGGGUUGUUGAAGCAGGAUCAACCUGUAACAAAGCGACACCAACAUGUGGAAAUGCUUCUCAGUUCAUGUUUUGGGAUGCUAUCCAUCCAAGUGAAUCAGCCUACAAGUUCCUAACCGAAUAUCUAGAGAAAAAUAUCAUUUCCCGAUUCAAUCCCAUAUGAUCACAGCUUCUCUCAGCUUGUACUGUAACUUUUUAAACACUUCAUACUCCACAAAGAAGGGGGCAAUUUUAAAAAGAGAAAUAAGUUAUGAUAUUCUAUGUUUCUUUGCACUAUCAA